Molecule: messenger RNA, 456 nt
Organism: Diaporthe citri
Lineage: Eukaryota; Fungi; Ascomycota; Sordariomycetes; Diaporthales; Diaporthaceae
Exons: 2
Coding region: 1-456 (151 amino acids)
Source: RefSeq, a predicted model, not a curated record
AUGUCGGAUUCACCAACGUUCCAGGUCACCCAAACGUUCAUCUGGGUCACUUUUCAGCUGGAUUUAUUCUCACGCCUCACCACCGACAAGGCCAUACGAGAUGCUCUCCGCAAAUUGCCUCGUGGACUAAACAAGACAUACAUUCAACUUCUUGAGGAAAUCAGAGAUGAAAAUACGGAGCACGUCGGAGUGAUCACGAAGGCUCUGACGUGGAUUGUGUCUAGCCUGGUACCUCUGACCCUUGUGCAAUUGGCUGAGGCCAUUUCCAUAGACUCAGGAGAUACGCAUCCGGGUAUUGACAAGGUGUUCAACGACGAGAAAGACCUCUUUGAGAUGCUCGGGAGCUUGAUUAUCUUCUAUCCAGCCAAAAAGGACCAGCUGGUCAAUCUUGCACACUUCACCUUGUAUGAGGGUCUUCAAUCCGAUGAACUUCGAACGCACGAGUCGCUACAGUAG